Molecule: messenger RNA, 2325 nt
Organism: Durusdinium trenchii
Lineage: Eukaryota; Dinophyceae; Suessiales; Symbiodiniaceae
Source: the annotation of a GenBank genome assembly
AUGCGACAAAUGUUCUGGGGGGCCAGAUCCUUUGACCAGCCAAUCGGUGCUUGGGAGACUGGCAAUGUCCGAGACAUGAAGGCCAUGUUCUACAAGGCUUUCAAGUUCAACCAACCCAUUGGGUCAUGGAAUACCUCUGCUGUCAUGGACAUGUCCUCAAUGUUCACAGGAGCGGUGUCUUUCGACCAGCCCAUUGGUGGAUGGAACACCUUGCAGGUAAAUGACAUGCAUCACAUGUUUGAAGGAGCUGUCGCCUUUGACCAGCCGCUGAAUCCUUGGGACACCAAGGCUGUCACAAACUUCUCCGGAAUGUUUUUCCGUGCCAGCUCCUUCGACCAGCCAGUUGGAUUGUGGGACACGUCAGCCGCCACAGACAUGUAUCGUAUGUUUACAGGGGCCGAAAGUUUUGAUCAGUCUGUCUCGACAUGGAACUUGACAUCAAUCCCUGAUGCCCAAGCUAUGGCCGAAGCUUUCACAGGUUCAGGCAUGUCAACUUGCAUGUUGCGUCUCAGUUCCGAAGCUUGGGGUUUGCCUGCCAGCAUUCGACAGACUUGGUCAGACCAACUCUGUCCCAGUUGCCCUUGUCAAAACACGAACUUGGCAUGUGUGGACGAGGCCUGUCGGCCAGUGAACUCCGGCUUCAUUGAGCUUGGGAGAGGUGCUUGGGAUGAUCGAAAUGCAAGUCUGACAACUGCUGUGGGCUUUCGAGCAUGUGUCGAGAGAUGCAAAGACUUGGAGUGUGGUGCUUUCCUUCUGGAAGACUCUGGGCGCUGCUGGCUGAUGGACGACAUGAACGACCAGAGUGAGCUCAGCUUGAUAGGAUCGGGUCCAAGCUACUUGGCGUUUCGCAGGGCCUCGUGCCGCACCUUCUCGUGCCCCGCGGGAACGACGUGGACGGCGACGAGGAGACCCAACGCCUCGGCCGUGAGGGCGACGGUGACGGCGGCCUCCUGUUGCAGGUGCGCUGCUCCCAAUGAGGUUCCCGUUCGGAGCAUGGAGCCUGACUUGGAAUGCCGGAGCUGUGCAGCUGGAAAAGCUCCCAAGGAUGAUCGUUGUGAAGCAUGCGCCUCAGGCUUUGCCCAAGCUGGUGCUGUGCGAUGUGAAGACUGUCCACCUGGAGAGGUUCCUGUGCUUCCGAGCCGCACUGACUGCAGGGCAUGCGCUCCUGGCCAUUAUUCCGAUGGUGAUACGUGCCGGUCCUGUUCAUUUCCCUUUCUCUUGCUGGACAACACCUGUGUUUGGUGGCACCUUGUGUUGAUCAUCGGCUUGCUGGCCCUCUCCUCCGGCAUCGUCUUCCUCCUGCACCACAUGGCCAAGAGGCAUCGACGGAAGCGAACAGAGAUCCGCCAAGAGGAGGUGAGUCAGAUCCUUCAAGAGUUUGAGGACGAGCUGUGGGAUGAGAAGCCUGAGACCGUGAACAGGUUUGUAGUGGCCCUGAGCAGCUUUGGAUGGAGCUGGGGCGAAGUGAGCCAAAGAGCGCAGGAGAUGCGGGCUCGUCACAGCAGCCACGCGGGUGUGAGCCUUGCAUAUCUGAUGGGCGAUUUUGCACGGUUGGCCUAUGACUGGUCUGGCGAAGAGAAUCCAACCUUUCUUCGCUUGAAGGAAGUCUUUUGGCAGGGUGACGAGAAGCUCGGAUCCAACAUUCGUUGCCCUCGAGAUGGCAGACCUGGCUGCGCGCUGGUGGAUUGGCUUUCGCCGGAGCAUCGACGGCUGCAGACUCAUUUCAUGUCUUGGAGUUGGAAGUAUUCACUUCAACAACUCCAAAGUGCCAUGCAGAUGUGGAGAUCAACCCAAGCAAUGGAGUUUCAGGACGUUUUCUUCUACAUGUGCUUUUUCGUGAACAACCAGUUCCGCAUCAUCGUCGAAGGCUCCGCCACCGGCAGCGACAAUCUGGAAGAAGUCUUCCAGACGAAUCUGCGACGGAUUGGGCAGGUCGUGGCAGUGUUGGACACCUGGGAGGAACCAGUCUACUUGCAAAGGGUCUGGACCAUCUACGAGCAGUACGUCGCUUUUUCCUUGCAGGUCCCGGUGACCUUCGUCAUGCCGGAGGAUGCAGCAGCUUCUCGGCACAAAAAGAUCUCGCGUGGCGACGCCGGCAUCGAGGAGGUGACCCAGUCGUUGUGCGAUGUCAACGUGGCGGCUGCACGUGCCUUCGAUCCGCGCGACGAGCAGAAGGUGAAGACCACGAUCCAGUCCACGGUAGGCUUUGACCAAGUGAAUCAGCACGUGAAGGAUGCCAUGAUCCAAUGGAUUUGCGUCGUGGUCCGGGAGAAAUUCCAACGACUCAUCAACAGAGCCGAUCGUGAGGACGUUUUUUCUGUCUAG